CCCCCCACCCUUCCACUUCCUUCCCCUCAACCCCGGCUGUCAGUGCUGAGUGAAUGCGCGUGUGUUCCUGAGCUCGCUCGGCACACGUUCUAUAAAAAAAUAAAAAUACAAAAAAAAAAUUUAAAACAUAAAAAAACCCCAAAAAAUCCCUUUUUUUUUCUUCUUUCUGUAACAAGUCGGUGAAGCUGGAACGGACGCUGGGUGACAGGACGGUAACGUACAAGAAAAAGGCUGUCAAACGUAUCGAACGACACAUUUUUUUUCAGGUGACGUGUUACCAAUUCAGAAGCCAGGCCAAGGUUAGCUCCUCUUUUUUUUAAUUUUUUUUAAAAACACCUUCGUUGGUUAAAUUUGAACGACAGCUCCAACGCCGGAGAGAACUCUGCCCUUUCUUUUUGUUUCGGACACCGUUCUCGCCGGGCAACUGUCAAGUCAACGUUCGUGUAACGUGUGCCAACACCACCGUUCGACCCCGGUUGAGGUGACGGCCGGCGACCGUUUGGACCUCGAACAUUCGUAACUUUUUCAGUUGUGAACGUCGAGCAUCGUCCGACCAGACCGCCUGCCCUCCCCACGUCCCCCCCCCAUCACACCGCGACACCGACUACGAAGAUGAACCCCAGCGCUCCGAGUUACCCCAUGGCCUCCCUGUACGUCGGAGACCUGCAUCAAGAUGUGACCGAGGCCAUGCUCUACGAGAAAUUCAGCCCGGCCGGAGCCAUCCUCUCGAUCCGGGUCUGUAGGGACAUGAUCACCCGGCGUUCCCUUGGAUACGCCUAUGUCAACUUCCAACAGCCAGCGGACGCUGAGCGUGCACUGGACACCAUGAACUUUGAUGUGAUCAAGGGGCGGCCUGUGCGCAUCAUGUGGUCGCAGCGUGAUCCAUCCCUGAGAAAAAGCGGCGUGGGAAACAUUUUCAUCAAGAAUCUUGACAAGUCCAUCGACAACAAGGCUCUUUAUGACACCUUCUCUGCUUUCGGCAACAUCCUGUCAUGCAAGGUGGUUUGUGACGAGAAUGGCUCCAAAGGCUACGGUUUUGUGCAUUUUGAGACUCAGGAGGCGGCCGAACGAGCCAUCGAGAAAAUGAAUGGCAUGCUGCUCAAUGACCGAAAAGUGUUCGUGGGCCGCUUCAAGUCUCGCAAAGAGCGGGAGGCUGAGCUGGGGGCCCGGGCCAAAGAGUUCACAAACGUUUACAUCAAGAACUUCGGUGAGGAGAUGGACGACGAGAAGCUGAGGGAACUCUUCAGUAAAUAUGGAAACGCCAUGAGUAUCCGGGUCAUGACUGAUGACAGCGGGAAGUCUCGAGGUUUUGGGUUUGUCAGCUUCGAAAGGCACGAGGAUGCCCAGAAGGCUGUGGAUGAGAUGAACGGAAAGGAGAUGAACGGUAAGCUUAUCUAUGUCGGGCGUGCCCAGAAGAAAGUUGAGCGACAGACGGAGCUGAAGCGGAAAUUUGAACAAAUGAAACAGGACCGCAUGACACGCUACCAGGGCGUCAACUUGUACGUGAAGAACCUCGAUGACGGGAUUGAUGACGAACGCCUGCGGAAGGAGUUUUUGCCUUUUGGCACCAUAACCAGUGCCAAGGUGAUGAUGGAGGGCGGCCGGAGCAAAGGUUUCGGCUUCGUGUGCUUCUCCUCCCCGGAGGAGGCCACCAAAGCGGUGACGGAGAUGAACGGGCGCAUCGUGGCCACCAAGCCGCUGUACGUGGCGCUGGCCCAGCGGAAGGAGGAGCGGCAGGCCCACCUGACCAACCAGUACAUGCAGCGCAUGGCCAGCGUGCGCGCCGUGCCCAACACGGUCAUCAACCCCUACCAGCCUGUGCCGCCCUCCGGCUACAUCAUGGCCGCCAUCCCCCAGGCCCAGAACCGCACCGCCUACUACCCGGCCGCCGGCCAGAUGGCCCAGCUCCGCCCCAGCCCCCGCUGGACCACCCAAGGCGUCCGGCCGCAGCACUUCCAGAACAUGCCAGGCGCCAUGCGCCCCUCGGCGCCGCGCCCCCAGACGUUCGGGUCCAUGCGCCCCUCCUCCCAGGUGCCCCGCAUGAUGUCCAGCCAGCGCGUGGCCGGUCAGAACGUGGGUCCCCGUCCAGCCGGCGCGGCUGCGGCCGGCGCCCCGGUGCGGGGGGUGCCCCAGUACAAGUACGCCUCAGGGGUCCGGAAUCCCCAGCAGCACAUCAGCGCCCAGCCGCAGAUCGCCCUGCAGCAGCCUGCAGUUCACGUCCAGGGACAGGAGCCUCUGACCGCCUCCAUGCUGGCCUCCGCCCCGCCGCAGGAACAAAAGCAGAUGCUGGGUGAGCGUCUGUUCCCGCUGAUCCAGAACAUGCAUCCCAGCCUGGCGGGCAAGAUCACCGGCAUGCUGCUGGAGAUUGACAACUCAGAGCUGCUCCACAUGCUGGAGUCCCCAGAGUCUCUCCGCUCCAAGGUGGACGAGGCGGUGGCCGUGCUUCAGGCCCACCAGGCCAAAGAAGCCGCCCAGAAGACCGUGACAAAUUCAGCUGGUGUCCCAAGAGUGGGGAACCUUGAGACCAGCGUCAACGACGGAUGAGGGGGUUUCAGAAAAGUUAAAAAUGUACAAAACAAAGUAAAAGAAUUCAAAUAACAAAAAAACCGACAACGGCAACAAGUCUCCAACCAGGCCUCCAAUGAAACUCUGAACACCAGGCCUGGUUUGCUGAGUUUAAGUUUAAAAAUGGAAAAAAAAAAGUGAAAAAAACGCGAAAAUAAAAAAUGAUCAGUUCCAGGGUGGUUUUAGAGGAGAAUUCCUUGACACAAUAUGAUUGAAAGCAUUCCUUUCUGCAGUUUUAUCCCUUUUAAAUGUUUGAGCUCUAAAAGCCCGAUGUGAAAUUUCCCCUGACCUUUGCUUGCUUGAAUAAAAGUUGUAAAAUAA
Menidia menidia (Atlantic silverside) is the source of this 2886-nucleotide messenger RNA. Lineage: Eukaryota; Metazoa; Chordata; Actinopteri; Atheriniformes; Atherinopsidae. The record is from the annotation of a GenBank genome assembly.